AUGAUGAAUUUAUACUGUGUAACGUACAGCUAUGUUGAAUUGACCUUCUUCUGCUUUUUACAACCAAAUAAUCUAGAUGAACCAUGUUCUAUUACUUGUAAAAAUGAUAUUCCUUACACAACUACAGUACAAAAUAAUUUGAUAUCACAAUCUGAAAAGAUUGAUCCAUUGAAUCACCGACAAAAACAAGAGUCUAAAGACAAAAAUCUAACAGUCUGUUCAAUUUUCAAUUUUUUCUUUUCAACUACUAAUGGGAACUACAAUAUUACUGAUAAAAUGGAGAAUAACACAAUAACAACUAAUCAUAAUAAUAAUAAUAAUAAUAAUGAUAAUGUUGAUGAUGAUAAUAAUAAGAAUGAUGAUGAUUCUGAAGAGUAUUACAAGAUGAAUAGUACACGAAAAGGUAUUUGUCUGAUUAUUAAUAAUAUGAUGUUUUGGCAUUCGGAUUUUCAGAAUCGUUCUGGUUGUGAUAUGGAUGAAAAAAGUUUAGAAAAAGUUUUUGCGUCAUUUAAUUUCCUAGUGAAAUUAUUACGCAACCUGUCAGCUGAUGAAAUCCAAGUACAAUUGGAACAUUUAGGAAAGAAAACAAAUCAUCAUGAAUAUGAUUGUUUAGUUAUAUGUCUUAUGUCACAUGGAACUAUUGGUCGUAUUUAUGGUGUCGAUGGAAAUUCGCUAUCAAUUCAUGAAUUAACUUCUAUAUUUACAGCUGACAACUGUCCUUCACUAGCUGGUAAACCAAAAUUAUUCUUUAUUCAAGCAUGUCGUGGUGAAGAUUAUCAAAAAGGUUAUGUUAUCCAAAAAGAAUCGAGUGAAAUGAUUCACAAUAAGAAUGAUUUCAUGAAUCACGAGAAUAAUACUGAUAAUAAUAAUAAUAAUAUCGAUCAUUUUAUUCAAUAUCAAUCAUCCAGUAUAAAUCCAAGAUUAUCAGUAUCAGAUGCAAAAUUUAUCGGUUUCAAAUUAGAUAAUUUACUUCAUAGUUCAAUGUCAUUGCAACAAUUGAACAAUGUACAGUUGAUUCCAACUUAUGCUGAUUUUUUAUUAAGUUAUGCAACUGUUGCUGGUUUUCGUGCACAAAGAGAUCCAACCGGUGGUACUGUUUAUAUACAAGCAUUAUGUAAACGAUUAUACAAUUCAUUGCAAAAUGAAAGUAUUCUUGAUAUAGUUACAGCUGUACAUCGUGAAGUCAGUAAACAAUUAUAUAAAGAGACAUCUUGUCAAUUAAUGAAAACAAAUGAGGAGAUAUUUCUACAAAUUCCAGAAGUUAGGCAUACAUUAACAAAAAAAGUAUGUUUUAAACGAUAA
Molecule: messenger RNA, 1302 nt
Organism: Schistosoma turkestanicum
Lineage: Eukaryota; Metazoa; Platyhelminthes; Trematoda; Strigeidida; Schistosomatidae
Source: the annotation of a GenBank genome assembly